Messenger RNA from Megalobrama amblycephala (Wuchang bream), 3382 nucleotides. RefSeq names its product hyaluronan mediated motility receptor-like. The transcript is spliced from 24 exons. Lineage: Eukaryota; Metazoa; Chordata; Actinopteri; Cypriniformes; Xenocyprididae. The coding region runs from base 388 to 3144 and encodes 918 amino acids. The record is from RefSeq and is a predicted model, not a curated record.
UAAAAUUUCUUUAUUAACUUUUUAAACGUUUUUGAAUACAUAUACACAAUCUACAGAAAGCUUAGCAGCAAUCGCUAACACCAAAAAGUAACACUAAAUGAUGUUUUUGCCCACCUUGUUACGACAUGGCACCAUGAAACAGUCUCACAGAAUGAUUAUUAUUCACUGAAGAGGUGGGCUGGACACACACUCUCUGUGUCCUGUAUAUGACAGUCACCAUAGAUACCUGCUGCAAGCUUUCCUUCAACAGCACUGCCUGCUCAAUAAGGAAGCUGAGUGUGUAUAUAGAAAAAACAAGGAGGAAAAACAACCGUAACCAAACAUACAAAAGGGCAGGACAAUGUGCAGUUGAGUACACAGUAUCUCAACUCACUUUCCAGAGCUCUCAUGAACAUGGCCAAGUGGAGAGGAGAAAGACGAAGCCUUUCACCUUCAGAUUUCUGGAGUGACCAGGAAUGGGACGCUGAUCCGGGCCGUAGAUCUUUCCGACACAGUCUUAGGUCUCUAAGUCCCCUCGCUCUCUCGGAUCUUGACUUUUGGGAUAGGAGAUCUGGUUUUAAAGCUCGGAAAUCUCCAGCAUGGAGUUGUAUGGGCUUACCUGGAUCGACUCUACGCUCAAAAAUCAGCACCAGCACUCUUGACAGCCAGAAGCUCAAGGGCUCUCUAGGCAUGACGAGAUCUGCAUCUCGUUUGGCUCCAGAGGGAGCUCCACGAUCACACUCUUCUGCUGAGGACUUUGAGCUCAGAGCUGCCCUGGAGGAAAGCAGCAUGAGGAGGGCAGAGCUCGUCCAGAGGCUAAGAGAGGCCAAAGGUCACUUGGACACUCAGACAGACCUUCUGAAAUCCAAAGGGUCUCAGCUUCAACAAAGCCAGAGCAUCUCAAACAUUCUGGAGAUGAAGCACAAGCAGCUGUCUGAAGCAGUGAGUGCUCUUGAACAAGACAAGGAAGCUGCAGAGCUGAGUCGCUUUGAGGAGAGCCGCCGUCGAGGCGAAUUACAUGACAAAGUUCUUCAGCUUGAGAUGGACAUUUUGAAGAUGAGAUCGAACCUGGAGAGAAGGACUCCACCCACAUCACCAAACCCACUCAACAGAACUCUGCCUGCUACAAAAGACGAAACCCUCAGAGAGGGACAGAGGCAGGUUGAGAAGGAGAUAAAGAAGCUCAGAGAAGCUCUCAGAAAGGCAGAGGAGAGAAUAGACGACCUGGAAUAUGAGAAAGACAGUGCGCUGAGACAGCUCCACUCCUCUGCAGAGGGUAAGCAAGCAGCAAUAAAGCAAGCAGAAGAGCUGGAACAAAGACUGAGCAGCUCCGUCCGGACCCAGGCAGAGCUAGAGGACCAGCUGAAUGAGUCCCGCGGCCGCCUGGGGCAAAUGGAGCUGGAAAAAGACCUGUUUUCCACUAAGACACGGAGACUAGAAGACAAUCUGAAUGACUUAAAGGUCAAACUAUCUGGAGCUUUAAUGGACAAAGACCGUCUUGUCCAGGAGAAAGCAGAGCUUCAUCAGAGGAUUCAGACUCUGGAUCUGCAGUUGCAGAGGGAACAGAGGAGCAAACAGGGCUUCAAUGAGCAGGUGUGUGAGCUCCAUUCUGAGAUUUCUCAAGCUAAGAGCCAGGCCAGCAAACAGAAGAUGGAAACCAUGUUCAUGAAGGAGGAGCUGCUUUCCAUUAAAGAGUUAAACGAAAAGCUGUCGUCUGAUCUGACCAAGGCUAAAGAGAGGCUACAGGUGACCCUUAACCAGCUACACGAGCUGGAGGCACAGAAAAUGAUCCAAACUAAUCAGAUUGCAGCACUGGAGACUGAGCGCUUGCAGCUAAUUGGAGAGAAAGAGGAACUGAAGAAAACGUUUGAUGAUGGACUUCACGAGAAGAUUAGAGAGCUGGGGGAGAAAUGCUGCCAACACAGGGAACCGCAGGGCAAUUUUGAGCAAGAAAAUCAGACUCUGCAAAUAAAAUGUCAAGACCUGGAAAAAAAAGUCCAAAUCUUGGAGGCGGAGUAUAAGCAAAAAGAGGAGGAGCAUCAGCAUAUGAGGGCGGCGUUUGAGAAGGAGAAGGAGGAGUUAAGGAAAGUGGCCGCUCACUGGAACGAGAGGUGGCUGGAUGUGGCGAUGACAUUAUGCUCGACACAAGCAGAACUUGAUGAGCUCAAGAGUCAACAGCAAGAGAAUGACAAACGAGAGGCUGAUGUUUUGCCACUAGAUGACUGCAGGCAACAGAUAGAGCCUGAGAGGGACAGAGGCCAUGUGCAGCAGAGACUCAUGGGUAGCUCUGUGUCUCUUGAAGACAUGGAUGGAGAGUUAGUGCAGGUGAAGGCGGAGCUGCUGAAGGUGAAGGACAUGCUGAAAAUCAGAGACACUGAGCUGGAGGAGCAGCUACAGGAGCUGCAGUCUUCUCGCACUCAGGUAUCACAACAGAGUGGUAAAGUCCAGAGGAUGGAGCAGCAACUGAUAGAGAGAGAUCAAGAAAUUAAAGAGAAGGAUCAAGAUCUGAAGAACCUGGAGAUACAGAGGAUAACAGAGAAAGCAGAGGCUCAGAUCAAGAUAUCCGCCCUGGAGCAGGAGAUUUUUGAUCAUAAAGAGCAGCAGUCGAGAGAGGAAGUGGUCAGUGAAUGCAGUCCUGAGGACUUAGAGUCACUGAAGGCACUGCUAGAAGAAAGCAAGAAGCGAGCUGAAAGGCUUGAGCAGGAGAGAGACCAAGCCUUACAACAACUGUACGAUCUUAGUCUUCCCCAUCAGGGUAAAGCAGAGAAAGAAUCUCCACCAGAGAACAAAAAACAGAAACCUGCUGGUUCAGACGUUGUAGAUCCUAACCAACAGAGGAGGCUGGUCACUGAGCAGCUGAAAAGUCUGUUCAGAGAGAGAGAGCAGCAUGGAGAAAGGUCUCCAGUGUUCCCAAGAAGACCUGGCUUGGUCGAUAGCGGGGUCCAAAAUGCUACAAGUAUUAAGAACAGGAAUGCUGUUGACACAUUAAACCAUCAGGAAAAACAAACACAGAAACUGCAGCAAGAUCUCCAGCAGGGGGCAGCAAAGGGGUCUUCAUCCCAGAUCUCAGUCUCUCAGGGGGGAUCAAAGAGGUCUGAGAGAGGGGAGGAGCAGAAACAGCCAACCAACCAGAAGCACCACAACAAGACAGCCCAGCUAAAGUAAUAUCUCCUCAACCAAACUUACAACAGGACAAAUCUCCCCUGGGCUGCAAGGAUGGAACAUUCCUUGCAAGGCAGGUUGAGGUUUGUAACUCAGAUUCGGAAGAUACGGAAGGAUCCAUUUGAGGAGAAGGAAAGGGGAGCUAUUGCAAAGAUUCAUACUGCACUGAUAGCUUUGCUAAAUGCACCUUAAUUUCCAUACAGCAUAGUUAAGCUAUUAAAAAUGACACUAAUAUUCAUAA